AGCAUCGAUUCGCGAUAUUCCAUUGAGUGAGCGCGAGAGAGAGAGAGAGAGAGAGAGCGCAGAAAUUUGUAGAGAAAUUGGCAAAAAAUAUACGGGGGGAAAUCCCCUGGACCUACGGUAAUCCUCGCGGGGCGUCUGUCUACCGCUUAUCUCGAAACCCUCUUAUCCGCAAAGCCUGACACUGUUUUGUCUCCAUUGUCUUCUUCCCAAUCUCUCUCCCUUCCUUCCCUCGCUGCAAGAACCGAAUCUUUAUCUCUUCGUUCCCUCCUCAACUCGUCGCGUCUCCUUUUCUUGUAUUAGUUUAUUACGUAUACUUCGCCGGUGUACAUCCCUUUCCGCCGCCCCCACCCCAUAAUAAAAGUGUCGUUUCCAUUGCCGUUCUGGUGGGUGUUUAGGGUUUAUCUUCCCCUCCCUUUUCUUGAAACCCUCGAGAAUCGCUGCGCCUGACGCUUCGUAAUUCCGAUUGCUUCGAGGGUUUUUCUCUUUUCCCCGUUUUUUUUUUUUGUAAUUUGAAUUGGUUUUCUUCAUCUGGGUGCUUUGGAUAUUCCUCGUCUCUAUCGGCUGGACUGUUUUUGGAGCUUGCAAUGGCAUUAAUUUCGAUUCUUUCGGAGAUCUUGCAAAGACCCACGAUUGGGGGUGUCCUGGGCGAGCUCAUGUUGUUCGUGGCUCCUGUCUGGAUUGCUGUCGUUGUUGGGGUUUUGGUUGGGUGGGCGUGGAAGCCCAGAUGGGCAAAUCUGGGCAAGGAUUUCUUGGAUUGCCCCAAGGAGAAUUCUUCGGAAUCUCCCGUGUCGUCUUGCGUUGGUAGGACCUCGAUUCCGAGCUUGAAGUUAUCGAAAUUGCAGCUGACGAGCUUCAUUUCUUCGGUUGCCAAUGAUGGGGCUGAGAAGGAGGCUUCUGUUGUGCCACCAACCACAAGAACUGAUUGCAGUUCAACACAGGGUGAGCGAGAAUUGUCGGGUCUCGUCGGGGAAGAUGAUUUAGAGCAUAUAUGCCGGCUUGUUGAAGUGACUGAUGGAGGUCCUGCUUGGAUUCAUAUGAUGGACCGAUCCACAUCAACUAUGAGUUGCCAAGCUUGGCAUAGAGAUCCUGAGACUGGGCCUCCGCAAUACCGCAGCAGGACUGUUUUCGAGGACGCUACUCCUGAACUAGUCAGAGAUUUCUUCUGGGAUGAUAGUUUUCGACCUAAGUGGGAUGAUAUGCUAAUUCAUGCUACGACCUUGGAGGAGUGUCCCACUACCGGCGCGCUGAUGGUGCAGUGGGUGCGCAAGUUUCCAUUUUUCUGUAGUGACAGAGAGUACAUCAUAGGCCGUCGAAUAUGGGAAUCAGGAAGAAUGUAUUAUUGUGUUUCAAAGGGAGUUCCCAACUCUGUUCCCAGGCGCAACAAACCAAGACGUGUCGAUUUAUACUAUUCGAGUUGGUGCAUUCGCGCAGUUGAAUCAAAAAAAGGUGAUGGGCAGCUUAGUGCUUGCGAAGUAUUGCUCUUCCACCACGAAGACAUGGGCAUACCCUGGGAGAUUGCAAAGUUUGGAGUCCGCCAAGGCAUGUGGGGAACUGUGAAGAAAAUCGAGCCUGGUUUGCGUGCAUAUCAAAAGCAAAGAUCCUCUGGGUCUCAGCUGUCGCGCUGUGCCGUCAUGGCUCAAAUCAAUACAAAAAUCAGCGUGGACUACCUCCGAUCCGUGGAAAGUACUGUCGGCAAUUCAUCCGAAAUCGAACGCUGCGAUUUGUCCGAGCAGCGUCCCGGGAAGAACAUACCUAAACUCUUAGUCAUCGGAGGGGCCAUAGUCCUUGCAUGUAGUCUCGAUCGGGGACUCUUGACCAAGGCGGUUAUCUUCGGAGUCGCCCGAAGAUUCGCUAAAAUGGGGAGGAAGUUAUGAUUCAAAUGCUUCUUGAAUUACACCCUGGUGUUGUUGAAAGUCUCGGCCGCGGAAGGCGAGAGAUUUGUCGAGAUGGCCCGCUGUAUCUAAGAGACCCUAUGAGAAGGACGAGGGGGCCAAUGUAUUUCAUUCUUUAGAUCUUUUUGAUUUGGUUAGCCGUGAAAGCAAGCCUCUGAUCGGGAAGCGAUGAUGAUACUUGUAUUAAUUGACAAGGCUUAAUACCGUUGGAGCACCAUGUACUUGCAGGAAUAACAAAGAAUGCUGAGUGUCCAUUUUUUUGAA
Molecule: messenger RNA, 2156 nt
Organism: Syzygium oleosum
Lineage: Eukaryota; Viridiplantae; Streptophyta; Magnoliopsida; Myrtales; Myrtaceae
Exons: 6
Coding region: 585-1874 (429 amino acids)
Molecular function (GO): lipid binding
Source: RefSeq, a predicted model, not a curated record